Acaulospora morrowiae is the source of this 672-nucleotide messenger RNA. The record is from the annotation of a GenBank genome assembly. NCBI's taxonomy places the organism in Eukaryota, Fungi, Glomeromycota, Glomeromycetes, Diversisporales, Acaulosporaceae.
AUGCCAUCGGGAAAGGAUUUGGAUUGUGGAGACUCAAGAAAGAGAGACCACAAUGCCAAAGAUUGUUCAAGGAAGGGCAAGUUUUCCCAAGAAUCAUCUGGAAUGAAGAGAUCGCAAUCUGACAAGGAUGGAAAACUGGGAAGUUCGUCAAAGGACUCGUACACUACGAAUUACGGAAAAUGCCAUGAUGAAGGAAUGGACCUCAAUCUGCGAAGAAAGAGUAAACCCUUAGAAGAAACAACAGACAAUUACUUAAGCGAGAUCUUGGAGGAAUAUUAUAAGGAAAUGACAGCAGAACCACCUGACGAAACGCUAAAAUCUGCUUAUAAUGAAGCUUCGAUAAGAGAUAAUGUCAUAAUGGAGAAGAAGGAGGAGGACGAUAUCACAGGUGAACCAACAGAUGCAAUACAAAGACCCUACUGCAACGAAACACGGGAAUACAAGGUGCUCCAAUACUCCUUCAGAAACAAUAAACACCUGGACAAUAAAGAGUCAGACAUGUUAGUAAAUCUACCGGACAACUUCUGUAAUGAAAAAGAGCAACUGACCAUUAUGGAUAAUUAUGAUCAAGAAGAAUAUGCCACUGUGCAAAAGGAACCUGUUACCAACAAAUUAGAUCUUGAAGAUACUUGGCAUACAAUAAAGGAAAUAGGCCUAUUAAGGAAUUUCUGA